Messenger RNA from Quercus robur (English oak), 2168 nucleotides. RefSeq names its product protein ABC transporter 1, mitochondrial. The transcript is spliced from 8 exons. NCBI's taxonomy places the organism in Eukaryota, Viridiplantae, Streptophyta, Magnoliopsida, Fagales, Fagaceae. Gene Ontology annotation, molecular function: kinase activity. Bases 130 to 1971 code for a protein of 613 amino acids. Gene Ontology annotation, biological process: ubiquinone biosynthetic process. The record is from RefSeq and is a predicted model, not a curated record.
ACCAAACCCCAAAAAAAAAUCAAAUCAAAAAGACAAAAAUGAAAAGAAAAAAAAAUCGAAAAGACAUGAUGGGGUAAAUACUGGUGCUGGAAUAAAGUAGAAUAGAUUUAGAAACAAAGGUUGUUACUUAUGGGUUUGUUGAAGGAUGCCAGUAGAAUUGUGAAGGGAGUGUCGUUAAUCGCCAAGGAAUUUGUUAAGGAUUCUCAAGCUUUCGAAGCCGCCAAGAAUGGCGAUCUCCAAAAUCUAAUCAAGAAAGCCGUUGUAUCCGCCACCGACCUAUCUGGUCUCACCAAGGGCAGGGUCCGCCACCUCCCUAACCCUACCUCCUCCUCCUCCUCCUCCUCCUCCAAACUCGAUUCUGUUGUUUACUUCGACACCACCUCUGACAAUUCUUCCUCAGACCCAACACAGCAUCAACAAAAACAAGAAGAAGUACCGUCGGUUAUUGACAGUGAUGGUAUUAGUAUUACUAAUGAUAAUGGCAAUGUAAGGGAAGCUUCUGUAGCGGAGGAUUUGGAUGUCGGAGAUGGGUUGGUCAAAGAAUGUGAGCCUCACAAGGAAGAUGCCAAAGUGGAAGUGGUGCCAUUCAAGAGGAGGAAACCCAGGGAAAGGAGAGUUCCUACCACCCCAUUUUCCAGAGCUCUUGGGUUUGCUGGUCUUGGAGCUGGUCUUGCCUGGGGAACGGUUCAGGAAUCAGCAAAGAGGCUUGUUUAUGGGACACCACCUUCGCAAGACAAGAAGAGUGCACUGUCUCCAUUCCUGUCUGAGAAAAAUGCAGAGCGUCUGGCCCUUGCGCUUUGCAGAAUGCGUGGAGCUGCACUUAAAAUUGGCCAGAUGUUGAGUAUACAGGAUGAAUCCCUUGUCCCUGCUCCGAUCUUGGCUGCUCUGGAUAUUGUCCGUCAAGGUGCAGAUGUGAUGCCAAGGAGCCAGCUUAAUCAAGUUUUGGAUGCAGAGUUAGGUCCUGACUGGUCAUCAAAAUUGAUUAGUUUUGAUUAUGAACCAAUCGCUGCUGCAAGCAUAGGCCAGGUGCAUGGGGCUGUCACAAAGGAUGGUAUGCAAGUGGCAAUGAAAAUUCAGUACCCUGGUGUUGCGAAUAGCAUUGACAGUGACAUAGAGAACGUGAGACUUCUUUUAGAUUAUACAAAUCUAAUUCCAAAAGGUCUUUAUCUUGACAGAGCUAUGAAGGUGGCUAAGGAAGAAUUAUCACGUGAAUGUGACUAUGAAUUGGAGGCGGCAAAUCAAAAACGGUUCCGUAAUCUGCUGUCAGGCACAGAGGGGUUUUAUGUUCCUUUGGUUGUGGACAAUCUUUCAAGGAAGAAAGUCUUAACUACGGAGCUUGUUUCUGGAAUUCCGAUUGAUAAAGUGGCAUUACUAGACCAGAAAACUCGUAAUUAUAUUGGGGAAAAGUUGCUGGAGCUUACUUUGAUGGAGUUGUUUGUGUUCCGUUUCAUGCAGACCGAUCCUAAUUGGAGUAAUUUCUUGUAUGAUGAGGCGACAAAAUUAAUCAAUCUCAUUGACUUUGGAGCAGCUCGAGAUUACCCUAAAUGUUUUGUUGAUGACUACUUAGGAAUGGUAAUUGCAUGUGCCAACAGUGAUGCAGAUGCAGUCAUCGAGAUGUCAAAAAGACUUGGGUUUCUCACAGGAAUGGAGUCGGACAUAAUGUUAGAUGCCCAUGUUCAAGCCGGUUUUAUUGUGGGAUUGCCUUUCGCAAAACCUGGUGGGUAUGACUUUCGUUCCACCAAUAUUACCCAGGGUGUCUCAAACCUUGGGGCGACAAUGCUUAAGCACAGGCUGACGCCACCACCCGAUGAAGUGUACAGUCUUCAUCGGAAACUUUCAGGCGCUUUCUUGGCUUGUGUCAAGCUUGGGGCUGUUGUACCAUGUAGGGAAGUAUUGCUUAAAAUUUAUGAGCAAUAUCAAUUUGGUGAAGAAGAUGGUGAGAUCUUGUCAAGUGGCCAAAGUUCUUCAUAGGCUUAUGAACAUUUUUUCUUCCCUUUAUAUUGUAUUAUUCAUUUAUAUGUAAUAAUUCUUGGAUGGACUUAUGCUUUGUGAGCAUCCCAAAAUAACGUUUUUGUUACUCCAAAAAAUGGAGGAGAGAGGUUGUAGAAGUUCACCCAUAGCGAUAUUUUUUUGCUAGAAUAAGAGCAAGACAGGUCAUUUUUAAAGUU